AUGGCUGAAGUUGAGAUGCCAGUCUAUUCAUAUUUAUCUAUCUAUCCAUCCGAGUCUAUUCAUAUCUGUCUAUUCAUAUUUAUCUAUCUAUCUAUCCAUCUAAGUCUGUUCAUAUCUAUCUAUCCAUCUGAGUCUAUUCAUAUCUAUCUUGCCAUCUGUCCAAGUCUAUUCAUAUCUAUCUAUCUGUCCAUCUAUCUAUCCAUAUCUAUUGAUAUCUAUCUAUCUAUCCAUAUCUAUCUUCUAUUGAUAUCUAUCUAUCUAUCCAUAUCUAUCUGUCUAUUCAUAUCUAUCUUGCCAUCUGUCCAAGUCUAUUCAUAUCUAUCUAUCUGUCCAUCUAUCUAUCCAUAUCUAAGUCUAUUGAUAUCUAUCUAUCUAUCCAUAUCUAAGUCUAUUGAUAUCUAUCUAUCUAUCUAUCCAUAUCUAAGUCUAUUGAUAUCUAUCUAUCUAUCCAUAUCUAAUCUAUCAUAUCUAUCUAUCUAUCCAUAUCUAUCUGUCUAUUCAUAUCUAUCUAUCCAUAUCUAUCUGUCUAUUCAUAUCUAUCUAUCCAUAUCUAAGUCUAUUGAUAUCUAUCUAUCUAUCCAUAUCUAUCUAAGUCUAUUCAUAUCUAUCUAUCUAAUCUAUUCAUAUCUAUCUAUCUAUCCAUAUCUAUCUAAGUCUAUUCAUAUCUAUCUAUCUAUCUAUCUAUCUAUCUGUUUACCCAUAUCUAUCUAUCCAUCUAAGCUGCACAAUCCACACUCUCCCUUUCACCACCCCUCUUUUACCACUCUAGCCUUGUUUACAGAUGUCCAUCUAUCUAUCUAUCUAUCUAUCUAUCUAUCUCAUUUAUCUAUCCCCAUAUACAUCUAUCUUCAGUUACACAUGUCUAUCUGGUCUCAUCUUUAUCAAUUUAUCUACUCCCAUUUACAACUGUCUGCCUAUCCCUCUUUACAUCUAGUCCCAUUUACAUCUGUCUAUAUGCAUUUACAUCUAUCUCUUUCUGUUUAUAUUUUCUGUCAAUCUAAUACUGCUUGCAUCAUCUCAUUUACAUCUGUCUGUCUGUCUGUCUGUCUCUCUAAUCUUUCCUGUUUAUAUCUGUCUAUCUCUCUGUCUGUCUGUCUCUCAUCUUGUUUCCAUCUGACUCUCUCUCUCUCUCUCUCUCUGUACUCUCUUUUACAUCUGUCUCUCUCUAGUCUUGUUUACAUCUGUCUCUUUCUUUCUAGUCCUGUUUACAUCUGUUUAUCUCACUCUCUCUCUCUCUCAUCUUGUUUCCAUGUGACUCUCUCUCUCUCUGUACUCACUUUUACAUCUGUCUCUCUCUAG
Molecule: messenger RNA, 1299 nt
Organism: Acanthosepion pharaonis
Lineage: Eukaryota; Metazoa; Mollusca; Cephalopoda; Sepiida; Sepiidae
Source: the annotation of a GenBank genome assembly